Alternaria atra is the source of this 2259-nucleotide messenger RNA. RefSeq lists its product as uncharacterized. The record is from RefSeq and is a predicted model, not a curated record. Gene Ontology annotation, biological process: superoxide metabolic process. Gene Ontology annotation, molecular function: protein binding; metal ion binding. The transcript has 8 exons. The coding region runs from base 1 to 2259 and encodes 752 amino acids. Lineage: Eukaryota; Fungi; Ascomycota; Dothideomycetes; Pleosporales; Pleosporaceae.
AUGACUGUUCCAUCGUUUGAAACCAUCUUCGCGGUGCCUAUGACCUGCCAGUCAUGCAUCAACGACAUCGAAGGUUCUCUGCAUCAGUUGAGUGGCAUUAACAAAGUCACUGCCAACCUCAAGGAUCAACUAGUAUCUAUUGAGGGCACAGCAGCGCCAUCGGCAAUUGUUGAAGCUAUUCAAGCUACCGGACGUGAUGCAAUUUUAAGAGGAUCUGGAAAAUCAGACAGCGCCGCAGUAUGCAUUCUGGAAUCGCAUGCACCGCAUGUAGAGAACAAAGUUCGAGGGCUCGUGCGCAUGGUUGAAGUGGCUCCAAGUAUGACCAUCGUCGACCUGAGCAUACGAGGAUUGUCGCCUGGAACAUACCAUGCAACUGUCCGCGAAUCUGGCAACAUAUCCGACGGACCUGAGUCUACCGGCGCCAUUUGGGAGUAUGUCAAAGCCAAACAAGAGGGCAAGCCGUGUCGAGGCAUCUUUGGAACCGUUCAGGUAGGGAAGGGUGGAGUCGGAUCUGUGUUCCUGGACAAGCCCAUCCACAUCUGGGAGAUGAUCGGACGCAGCAUCGUGGUUGCGAGAGAGCAAGACGGCAAGUUUGACAAGAACGAUCCGGAUACGCUAGUGGGUGUCAUCGCACGUAGCGCUGGAGUUUGGGACAACGACAAGACGGAAAUCGAAACCUGGGUGGCAGCCCUCGCCAGCUACGACAACAACGAGUUCGACGUCGCAUUGAAGGUCUUUGACCAGAUCUCCGACACCUCCAAGAUUCUGUUCAACUGCGGCGUAAUACAUGCCACACUCGGCGAGCACGAGAAGGCGGUCGACUGUUACCAGCGCGCUGUGCGUCUGGACCAGUACCUCGCCGUCGCAUACUUCCAACAGGGCGUGUCAAACUUCCUCAUGGGCGACUUUGAGGAAGCCCUCGCUAACUUCAACGACACGCUCCUCUACUUGCGCGGAAACAACAACAUCGAUUACGAGCAACUGGGCCUGAAGUUUAAGCUAUACUCCUGCGAGGUGCUUUUCAACCGCGGUCUCUGCUACAUCUACCUCCAGCAAAGAGACGCAGGUCUACAGGAUCUGUCCUUCGCGGCUAAAGAGAAGGUGGUGCCCGACCACGAUGUCAUCGACGAGGCUAUUCGGGAGGAAGCAGAGGGCUACACCGUCUUCUCCAUCCCUGUCGGCAUUGUCUACCGCCCCAAUGAAGCGAAGGUCAAGAACUUGAAGACAAAGGACUAUCUUGGAAAGGCCCGUCUUGUCGCUGCCUCAGACCGGGCUAAUGCCUUCACUGGCUUCGCUGGCGCUGAGAUCAAGAAAGGAGGACAGGCCGCAAAAGACGACAGAACUGAAGACAAGAUCUCCUACGCUGCGACCAACCUGGUCAAACCAGAGCUUCAGAGCAGAGCUCGCCAGCAGUCAGAGCCACCGAUGAACCGUAACAUGUUCCCACCCACACCGCCACCGGAGGCAGACAGGAGGUCUGGUGAUAGGAGAUCUGCUGGAGAGCGGAGACCUGCUGCAGAUGCUCCCAUGAGCCGUGCGCAGUCCGUACGAGGCGGCGGUCCCAAGCCCCAGCCUCUAAACCUUGGACGGGCUGCUUUCGACCAACAAAGUAGCAACGAGCCGCCUCGUCGUCAGCCAACGCAGCGCUCUGCCUCAGAGCGACCACCACCAAGCCGUUCAGAGUCAACUCGAGACCGAGGACAACGCGAUCAGCGAGACCAGCGGGAUCGUGACUACAGGCCACGCCGUCGUGGAUCUGACGACGAUAUCAUUGACGACUACUAUGACAAUGACUCAUACCCGCCUGCGCGUUCAAGUCGUGGCGCAUACACCCGUUCAAAACAGGGCAGGCGACCAGCUUACAUUGAAGAAGAGGACGAAGACGACUACGACGGUAGUGAUCUUGAUGAUGCUGAGUUCGAGAUGAUGUCCCGCACGAAAUCUAGGAGACGGUCACCUGCUCGCUCCACCAGGUCGGGUGGCAGCAACCGCGGUGCAGGCAGCAAGAUCAGAGUGAAGGUUCACUCUAGUGAUACGCGUUAUGUCUUCAUCAAUUCGGAUCAACUGAUUACCGAAUUCUGGCAACAGAUUCGGGAGAAGUUUGGUGUGCGAAAUAAAUUCAAGGUGGAGUUCAAAGAUGAUGGCGACAUGAUCACCAUGGCCGACCAAGAUGAUCUUGAUAUGGCCGUUCAGACGGCGAAGAGCGUUGCUAGGAAGGAAGGCAGCGAUAUGGCAAAGAUGGAGGCAAGUUUGGGUUAG